This is a messenger RNA of Quercus lobata, 1043 nucleotides long. RefSeq names its product transcription elongation factor. NCBI's taxonomy places the organism in Eukaryota, Viridiplantae, Streptophyta, Magnoliopsida, Fagales, Fagaceae. The record is from RefSeq and is a predicted model, not a curated record. The coding region runs from base 139 to 714 and encodes 191 amino acids. The transcript has a single exon.
CAACCCUCUCUAGUACUCACAACUUGAUGAGCUUGAGCUUUCUUUGAUAAUAUCCUCCAUUUUUGUUUCAAUCGGUUUUAUUUUUCUUAAUUUCGUGGGUUUCUUUGACCCUCAUCUUAAGCUUAAUUAAUUAGAAAAAUGAAGAACAAGGCUUCUGUUAUCAUCAAACAGAUUAUGGCUGCGUUGAGUUCUAUAGCUAAAGCCAAGUCAAUAGCUAUCAAGAACAAAACAAGCGCAUUCAAAGCUCGCCUUAUAAUGUUCUCCUUGUUGAAGCAAAAGAAGGUUAUAAUGGAUUCACUCUCCCACAAGAUCCAUAGACUUCUUGGACAGAAUGACAAAGAAAACAACGACGAGAUAGGUGAGCAAAGCAUGGCCAUAGUUCUCUACAACGCCAUGAGAAACAAGUCGCAAGCGAGCUCGAGUCACACCCAGCUGAUCGAGAAGGCCGAGGCUGAUGAUGAUGAUGACGAUGAUGAUAAGUACCCAGAUCUCAGGCACUCGUUGUUUGAUGAAGAGGAUCUCGAGUUUGAGGAUCAGGGUGGGUCCAUUAUUGAUCUGGUAAGGAAUGCCAGGGAGGAAGGUGAGAAUUUUAAUCUGGAAGAUGAGAUCGAUCAUGUUGCGGACUUGUUCAUUUUGAGGUUCCAUAAACAGAUGCGCAUGCAAAAGCUGGACUCGUUCAAAAGGUACCAAGAGAUGCUUGAGAGAAGUCUUUGAAGAUCAAUACUCAAGAAUAGGGAAAGGUGAACCUGCUGCCAUUAUGUCAUAACGUUUAUAACCACAACAUGAAAUCUUUGAUGAUCAAUGCUAGCCAGCUCGAUCAAGAAAAGAGCGAUGUGUAUAUGGGCUGUCUUUCUUUUACUUCGAUUCGGUCCAUAGCCUGUUUUCUAUCAAAAGUUUUAUAUGUAUCAGUUUAUAUCUUCUUCUUUAAUUAGCUUCUACAGUUCUUGGGUCUCUUUGGAUUGUUAUGGGUACUUUGACAUAUGAGGUUGUAACACUCUUUAACACUAGUGUAUAUUUUUGAUGUGGAAUAAAAGCUUAAUUUA